UCCACGUUGAGCCAUGGAAGCCUAUGGCGUGAACAAGAGCAAUCGUUCUGAAGAGUUGAAGCUGCCCUUGGCCCUGUUUGCUGUCAAACGCAAUAGCAAGAGGCGGCUCCUAUUCGAUGUUUCAAGCAGAGAGAUCCGUGGAGUGAGUAGCCCUGUAUUUCCAGAAGCUACUUGUGCAUUCGAGAAUGGCGGGUGGCUCCUCAUGAUCCGGCACAAACCGCUCUGCUUCCAAGAGCAGAUUGUCUUCCUCGUUCACCCAAGCUCUGGCAGACGGCUUGACCUGCCAGCAGUUCACUCUUGCGACAAGGCGUUCUUCGUGUUCUAUGUCGAUUCUCAUGGAGCGCCUCUGGUUGUUGCACGCAUCGAGAUCUGGAGCCUUGUUCCGACCAUCCACAUUGCCUGCCCUGGAGACGUGUACUGGAGCGUGUACCAGCAUGAUGCUGAUCCUCCCCGCAUCUCAAGAGCAAUGCGCAGAGUACACGAGCCCACUUGCUUCGCCGACGUAGCUUUGCUCGGCACGCAGGCGAUCUGCCUGGACCUCAACGGGGAGAUCCUGGUCUUCGACGUCACUGAAAUGGCCUGGAGGAGAACGGUGUCUUGUCCAGAGGGGAGUAAACAAGAUGCCAAUUUCCUUGUCGCGUCCAACGGGGAGGUUGUGCUCGUGUCGCGUUCGCAUACCAUGGAGAACGCUUUCAAGUUCUUCAAGCUGGAAAUGGAGGUGCUGGAUUGGUCACCGCUGAGUGAUUGGGAGCUGGAUGGCACCAGCUGGUUUCUUCGCAAGGGCCAGUCCUUUCGUGUGAAGGAGGCAGGCAAGAGGAAAGUCUACACAUUCGAUGGUCCAAAACAAUCAACGAAGUCUGCCUCAGAGAGCUCGAAUAGUGCAGUGAAGGUGACCACCUAUUUCAGUGGUACAUCAGGGCAUGAUGAAACAUUGAAGUCCAUCACAAAUAUAUAUGCUUAUGACUUGGAUGAUGGGACUGUUGAGAUGGUCAUCCCAGCAUCCAUCGUUACAGAAGCGCGCCAUUGGGUUCAGCCCGGUAUAUUUGCAACCCCAGCCAAAUGAUCCUAUGUAUUGAGCAUAUUAUCUUAAUGAAGAUUAGUUUUACUUUUCAUUCAGACUUCAGAGUGCGGGUUUACUGUCCAGGUGGAUAGCUGCAUUUACAGUUGCUCGACUAAAAGCAAGA
Phragmites australis (common reed) is the source of this 1184-nucleotide messenger RNA. RefSeq lists its product as uncharacterized. The record is from RefSeq and is a predicted model, not a curated record. Bases 14 to 1063 code for a protein of 349 amino acids. Lineage: Eukaryota; Viridiplantae; Streptophyta; Magnoliopsida; Poales; Poaceae. The transcript has a single exon.